Arabidopsis lyrata subsp. lyrata is the source of this 1240-nucleotide messenger RNA. Its product is annotated as putative F-box protein At4g05475. Lineage: Eukaryota; Viridiplantae; Streptophyta; Magnoliopsida; Brassicales; Brassicaceae. Gene Ontology annotation, molecular function: protein binding. Bases 169 to 1083 code for a protein of 304 amino acids. The record is from RefSeq and is a predicted model, not a curated record. The transcript has 2 exons.
GACGUGGCAUGAAUCGUACCGUAGACACAUAAUACUACGAUGACCAAAUGUCCGAAACAAUACACUUCACUUCUUAUUCACUAAUUUGACCUAAUCUUAUCCUCAAAAACGACAGCCUCCUCUUUUUCAGAAAAGAAAAUGACAGCCUCCUCUUUUUGAGAAGAGAAAAUGACAACCUCCACUACGUUGCUGUCGUUGUUCAUGAAAGAAGAUGAAGAGCAAAGAAAAGAGCAACGAAACUGGUUGGAUCUUCCGCCGGAGUUGACGACUUCGAUCUUGCUCCGACUUAGCGUGACUGAUAUACUGUUUAACGCUCAGAAGGUGUGCAGACAAUGGCGACGCGUCUGUAAAGACCCUUCGAUGUGGCAGAAAAUCAACUUGCGAGACUGCCUAUUCUAUCGGUUCGAUUUCGAGGGCAUGUGUCGUCACAUUGUUGAUCUCAGCCAGGGUGGCUUGCUAGAGAUCAACAUUGGACACUUCGUGAGCGAUUCUCUCCUCAGCUACAUCGCCGAUAGAUCAAGUAAUCUGAAAAGUCUUGGACUUUCAAUCUAUGAACAAAUGACGAACGAAGGAGUUAUGAAGGGAAUUGCAAAAUUUCCAUGGCUUGAAACCCUCGAGGUCUUCCAUUCAUCGUUUAAAUUGGAUUUGAAGGCUAUAGGCCACGCUUGCCCACAUCUAAAGACAUUGAAGCUAAACUUCUCAGGCUGCCCAGGGCAUGAAAUUUAUCUUAUAAGUCAGUUAGAUUUCAUUCCCCCUCCCGUCGAAUGUGAUGAUGAUGCCCUAGCAAUCGCUGAAAGCAUGCCGAAACUACGCCACCUCCAGCUUAUUUGGAACGGACUGACCAACACUGGCUUGAAUGUCAUUCUCGACGGUUGUCCUCACCUGGAAGACCUUGAUGUGCGCAAGUGUUUCAACAUUAAACUUGUCGGGAAUCUUGAGAAGCGAUGUUUGGAGAGGAUCAAAGAGUUGAGACGCCCCGGUGACUCAACCGCCGAUUACCCAUAUAAUAUCGGUGUGUCGACAACUGUGCUUCAGAUCAUGAUUAAAUGUGGAUUCAUUCCGAGACACAGGGUUGCUUGUUGAUGGUCUUGUCAACUUAUGAACUCGUUUAUGUCUCUUCUUUUCUCUAUGAUGCCAGUGACUAUUAUUGGUAUUAGAUACUGAAUCUUUCUGAACAAUGCAGAGAACAUGUGGUUUUUGUUGGUUUUGUCAACUUAUGAACUUGUUCAUGUCUCCUCUU